Messenger RNA from Dermacentor albipictus, 2292 nucleotides. Its product is annotated as cullin-3-like. Gene Ontology annotation, cellular component: Cul3-RING ubiquitin ligase complex. Gene Ontology annotation, biological process: protein ubiquitination; ubiquitin-dependent protein catabolic process. Gene Ontology annotation, molecular function: ubiquitin protein ligase binding. The record is from RefSeq and is a predicted model, not a curated record. NCBI's taxonomy places the organism in Eukaryota, Metazoa, Arthropoda, Arachnida, Ixodida, Ixodidae.
AUGGCUUCGCUCUCCGCCAAGAAAGGUGACAAGUCGAUGCGUGUCCCGCAACCUGUGCAGCAGGUGGACCGUCGCCGCACCGAGGACAUCUGGCUGGAGCUGCGGAGAGCCUUCGACGAGAUACAGGAGAAGCAGAAGACCGCACAGCGCUUCGACGUGCUGUACAGGGACGUGUAUGCCAUGGUGAUGCGGAACGAAGGGGCGCGCCUCUACCGCGGUGUGCGCGACGCCGUGACAGAGCACCUGACCAACAAAGUACGCGCCCUCGUGUUGGCUAAGGUUGGGGAGGACUUCUUGCAGACGCUAAAUCAGGCCUGGAAGGACCACCAGAAGAGCAUGACAAUGAUUAGAGGCAUCGUGGCGUACAUGGAAGGCUCGUACGUUUGUCAGAAGAACGUUGACAACGUGCACACACUGGGCGUGUUGCUCUUCCGGGAUGAGAUAGCGCGCAGCGAUCACGUACGGGACCGCCUUCGCGAAACCCUGCUUGAACUGGUGAAGGUGGAUCGAGAAGGCAAGCCUGUCGACAAGCUUUCCAUGAAGGAGGCGUGCGAAAUGCUCGCAAGCCUAGGACUCGAUUCAAGGUCCGUGUACGAGGAAGAUUUCGAGCUGCCAUUCCUGGCAGAGUCCGCGCAAUUCUACGCGUUAAGCGGCCAUCAUUAUAUCGACACUAUGGACACUCUAGAGUACAUCGCCAAAGUCGAGCAGCAUAUCAAGGAAGAGUCAGAGCGGGCGAGGCAGUGCCUGUGCGAGUCAACCGUGGCUCCCGUGGUGCAAGUCGUGAAGGAGGAGCUCAUCGGCAAGCAUAUGAAAGCCAUCCUGGAGAUGGAUGACUCUGGCGUUGUGCAUAUGCUCAGGAACCGAAUGACAGAGGACCUGGCCCAUAUAUUUAGGCUCCUCAAGUGCGUACACGACGGUCUCAAGACAUUGCUUGACUAUGUCAGCAAGUACCUGCGCGACCUAGGAAGAUCAAUCAUGAACGAGGAAGGGAACUCGGUGGGCAUUGUACCGAAAGUGAUGGAGCUGAAAGAUCGCUUCGACCACUUUCUACAGCACUCUUUCAACGACGAGCAACUCGUCAAGCAAAAGAUCGCAACCGACUUUGAGUACAUACUCAGCCUGACCCGUAAGACACCCGAGCAUCUCUCUGCGUUUGUAGACCACAUGUUACGAAGGGGAAUUAAGGGCAUGACAAAGCAGGAGAUUGACCAGUUGAUGGACAGGGUUAUCGCGUUAUUUCGGUCGUUGCAGGAGAAAGACCUUUUCGAUCGCUAUUACAAGCAGAGCCUGGCCAAGCGGCUGCUGCUCAACAAAAGCGCCUCGGACGAGGCAGAAAGAACUAUGAUCGCCAAGCUCAAGGUUGAAUGCGGUUGUCUGUUCACCUCAAAGAUGGAAGCCAUGAUCAAGGACAUGCUUAUCUCCAACAACUUAAUGCAAGAGUUCAAGGCGGCAAUUUCCUCUAGCAAAAUGGACUUGGACGGAGUCGACCUGAACGUGCGCGUGCUCACCACGGGCUUUUGGCCGCUGCCUGCCGCCCCGCAGCAAAGCACCAUCCCCGCCGCCCCGCGCAGCGCUUUCGAGACGUUCCGGCGGUUCUACCUGGCGAAGCAUGGCGGCCGAAAACUAACUCUGCAGCCACAUCUGGGCUGGGCCGACUUGAACGCCGUGUUCUACGGGUCACGGAAGAACGAGCCAUCGACGUCGCAAGCGGCGAACCCACCGUCCGGUGCGCUGCAGUCACGCACCUACACCAUCCAGGUGUCGACGUACCAGAUGUGCGUGCUGAUGCUGUUCAACGGCCGCGACGAAAUAUCGUACGAGGAGAUCUCCUCCGAAACCAGCAUCCCCGAACCAAACCUGGUUCGUGCCCUAAAUUCGCUGUGCACGGGAAAGGACUCCGAGCCAGUGCUUGCGAAGACGCCGAAAUCAAACGUUAUUGACAAGGACCACGUUUUCGCCGUUAACGAAGAUUUCACGUCCGGUCUGCAGAAAGUCAAAAUUGAGUCAACGACGAGUAAAAAAGAUUCCACGCCAAAGAAUAGUGGCAACGUGGACAACGUGGGCAACGUUGACGAAGAGCGACGGUAUGAGCUGGAAGCCGCCAUCGUGAGGAUAAUGAAGGCAUGCCGAACACUGUCGCACGAUGAACUUUUGAUCGAGGUGACGAACGUGCUUGAAGCCAGGUACACUCCCAGUCCCGCUGCGUUCAAGAAGAGGGUCGAUGCCCUCAUAGAAAGAGAGUACCUUGAGAGGGAUACCGAGAACCCAGAAGUAUAUAUAUAUUUGCCCUGA